Molecule: messenger RNA, 4443 nt
Organism: Scophthalmus maximus (turbot)
Lineage: Eukaryota; Metazoa; Chordata; Actinopteri; Pleuronectiformes; Scophthalmidae
Gene: mlec
Product: malectin
Exons: 6
Coding region: 299-1174 (291 amino acids)
Cellular component (GO): membrane
Molecular function (GO): carbohydrate binding
Source: RefSeq, a predicted model, not a curated record
GUUCCGCCCCGCCCCCUCCCCGCUGCUGCUGCACACCGCCGGAGCUAACGUUAGAUCGGAUGCACACCAUUGAAUGAAAGUCAGCGCAGCGGGCUGUGGUCGAGAAACACCCCGCACUGUCAGCUUGUCUCGCGGUCGAGAGGACAAGGCAGCCGGCGGGAGAUAAAGCCACACGUCGGCAGAAAGGUCGGUUGCAGACGUCGGCGAGAAGGACCAGGCUGUGUGUGUGCGCGCGCGCGUGUUUGUGUGUGUGUGAGUGCGCGCGCGCGUGUGUGUGUGUGUGUGCGCGCGCGAGGCAAUGCAGCGGGUCACGGCGCGGCUCGUCGCCGGCCUGCUCGCGGCGGCGACGACGGUGGUGCUGUCGUUGCUCGCGGGGCAGUGUGGGGCGGACGGCGGGGGGCCCAGCCUCGCCGAGCGGGUCAUCUGGGCGGUGAACGCCGGCGGCGAAGCGCACGUGGACGUGCACGGCAUCCACUUCAAGAAGGACCCGCUGGAGGGGAAACUGGGCAAAGCCUCCGAUCACGGCGUCCGCCUGCCAAUUCUGCGCUCCAGUCCCGAGGACCAGAUCCUGUAUCAGACGGAGCGCUACAACGAGGACACGUUUGGAUACGACGUUCCCAUCCGCGAGGAGGGAGACUACAUACUGGUCAUGAAGUACGCCGAGGUUUACUUUGCCCAGUCCCAGCAAAAGGUAUUUGACGUCCGUCUGAACGGUCACGUGGUGGUGAAGGACCUGGACAUCUUCGAUCGAGUGGGUCACAGUACCGCUCACGAUGAGAUAGUGCCCUUCUCUAUCCGACGUGGCAAGCUGAGCGUGCAGGGAGAGGUGUCCACUUUCAACGGCAAGCUCACCGUGGAGUUUGUAAAGGGUUACUAUGACAACCCAAAGGUCUGUGCGCUCUAUGUGAUGAAGGGAACAUUAGAAGAUGUACCAAAACUUCAGCCUCACCCUGGCCUGGAGAAGCACGAGGAGGAGGAGGAGGAAGAAGAAGAUGGUGGCGAAGGAGGAGAGGAAGGUGGGAAGAAAAAGCUCCCACCUGGUUUUAAGUACAGGGUCCAGUCAGGCCCCCGAACACCGAACCCGUACGCAGCCGACAACAGCAGCCUAAUGUUUCCCAUCCUCGUGGCGUUCGGGGUGUUCAUCCCCACACUGUUCUGCCUCUGUCGGCUGUGAGCGAGAACUAGCGGUUCGACGAGACGUUAGGAGGACGAGACAGACGCGAGACUAUGAAGACAGGGGAGGGGGAGAGAGGAGGAGGAGGGGGUCAAGGUGACAACAGCAGCAGCACACGUCAAGCUGAAGGCUUGGGAGAGAAAAACCACGACAACAGAAGGAACACAAGGAGACAAUAACUUUUUUUGGAGCGCCACCUCAAGACGAAGCAAACACUGCUGGCGAAUUGUACCGUUGAGGACAGAGAGGGAGAUGUGGGAAGUGUUUGCCGUGCGCUUCUUUGUGAAUACGUUUGGCAUCCACCUCUGCUGACCCUUUUGAACAAUGUUAGUCAUUUCCACACAGAGACCGGGCGGGUUUUUACAGAGGCCACGUGUCAGCGGAUGAGGGACGCUCAGGAACGAUCGGUCCGGGCCCGUUUUAUAAACUAAAAGCAUUGUUUUGUACUGGGUGCGGCAAGGGAGCACACUGCUUAACACUCCUGUUCAGCAUCUGGUCUGCAUAGACGUAGGUUAAUAAGAAAAGAAACCAUCAGUCACACGGUCAAUGGAAACACAGUUGCCACUCGAGAGGCUCCCACUUUUCUCAGUUUGUUUAAUAUUUUGUCUGUCCGCUCAGAUCUAGUUAGUCCCGCGCUGACGCGCCAUCACCUGUUGGCCGCAAGAUGUUGAGAGAAGAACGAGACUGACGUCCAACCAGCUCUGUCGCAAGGCUGUCUGCUGUCUAACUCCGUUUGCCUUUACAUGGAUCUGGGCUGGGUUUCACAAAUUAGUAAUUUAUAGGCGCAGUAAUAUUUUGGAGAAAGUUUGUUUCUCUCUUUGCGGUUGUCGUGAUUUUACUGCUCCGACCGGGCCGCAAACCUGCGACCUCCGGUACGGGAGACCGUCGUGGCUGCAGUGCCACCCACUACGUCUCUUAAGGUGUCGACAAGCGAUGUUAACAAACUGCACUCGCAGCGUUUUGGUUUUUUUCAAUUUACAGAGCCAGGGUUGAGCCGAAUUUAGCGGGAAGCGAGGAAACAUUCUCAGAUUUUUUUUAAAACGUGUGGUGAUUUAGAAUCAGUACGCGGUGCGGACCGCACCUCACAACAGCAAACAUCACUCCCCGACACCUUAAGAGACCUGCUAUGGAACGACGCUGCGACUCGGGGGCUUUGGCCUCGUGGUUGGCGCGUCGGCCUCCCGUACCCGAGGCUGCGGGUUGGCGGUCCGGCCAGAGCAGUAGAAUCACAACAACAACAACAACAACGAAGAGUGGGACACGCUUUCUCUAAAAUCACUUACUGCCCCUUUAAGGGCCAUAAAAAGAGGGUCCUCAAGAUUAACCCCAAAUUGUUUAAUUCCUUUAUUUUAUUUUUAAGGAUGGAUCCAUUUUAAACUUAACAAGGAACCGCACAAAAAUCUCUUUCAGCGAGAGACAACAUAUAUUUCGUUGCCGUAUUUUAGGUCAACCUUGCCUUUUCUAUUUGUUUGGUUCAUUAAGCGCGCAUGCCUUUUUGUUUCACCCCAAAACAUGUCUAAUGUCUUAUUUGUUGAAAACUUGGUGGCCUGUUUUUAAUCUGACAAAAUAGCUUUAAAAUGUAAAUCUGUGAUGUCUUGGUGGUUUGGGUGUGAGAUACACUUCAAGACACCAUCAAAUGAAUCCUAGUUAAUUCAGAGGAACUGAAUGUUCCACGUUUGACACCAGUGGUGGGACAGGUAAAGGGGAAUUUCUUUUUCUUUCUUUUGGCAGAUUUUUCAGUUUCCCCUUUAACAUAUAAUGCUGUGUUGACUCUGACGGGCCUUGAACUCUGGUCCGUGUCAUCUGACGCCGGAAGAACAGGCCGCCGCCGCAGCUCGACGUAAAUGUAAUAAAUCAAAAAAGAAUCGGUGCCAACGCCGCGCACGUCUCGGACAAAGUUCAUCCACCUGCCGCGAGAGAUGAGAAAGCACAAUAUCAGUGUCGGCGGAAAAUCAAAUGUUUACCGGAUGUUCCAGAUCAACCGUUCCACCGUCUUCGCUCGGCCUUUUUCAGAUCUGCUGUCUAAAGACUCUCUUUUCCUUUCUUAAUUGUGGACUGUACCAUUUUGUUGAUUAAGUGUGAUUUUUCAGUGCAAUGAAGAUUCUUGUUCUUUUUGGAUAAAACCUUUCUCGUUGAGCCCUUGGUUUUCUUCUACAUGGCCAUAUUACCAGAAUCAACUCUGACUGUGUUAAGUCUCAGCUUCUGGACGAUGAUUUCCUCUUCUGCUUCAUGUGUGAACUGAACAGCAGCUUUGUUCCUUUUUUUUCUUUUUUCUUUCUUGUAAACCCUGCUGUUAUGUAUCUAGUUACAUCCCUCAAGUGCUCAGCUCUACUCCAAGGACAAUUUUGUAACUUUGCCUGUUUCACUAAUGCGUCUUAAAUUUCCCCAGAGGUCCCCCCCCCCCCCACACCCCCCCCCACACCCUGUCGCCAUGUGCAGCGCUUGGAAGAACGGUUAAUAAUUCAAGGUGUUCUGGCUCCUCCCCCACUCCUUGAUUCUCCUUCCCCUUUUCUGAUCGAUUGUGGGCAAGAAGUCAGUGCCAUAAAAUGCUCAGUCAGUUGUUGGCGGGUUUCUGUUGUUUUUCUUGAUUUGAUUUCCCCCCCCCCACUCAUAUUUAAUACAAACGCACCUUCUCUCCCUCAGCAAAGGUGCAAAAAGAAAAAAAAGUCCAUUAAAUUCAGCAGCGAAGUCGCCCGAUCUGUUCCUCUGCCGGUCCACACAGCUGCGUGUGUAUAUAUAUAAGGUACAAUGUCACACAUCUGAUUGUGCGACGACGGUUUUGAUCAUCACUUUUGGGGCUGUAGGCUAAGGUGUUAGGGGUUUGGUCUUUUUUUUUUUCCUCAUGAGGAAGACUCUGGCCUUUCUUCUGGGGAGGAACGGUGUUUUCUUGUUUUUUUUGUUUUUUUGUUACAGAAUAUUAAAAAAAUGAAAUAAAUCCACGGGCGGCCAGAUGAGCCGACUGUCGGGGAAAGACAAAUAAAAGAGAUUACGUCUGAACAUGUGGGAUCUUCCAUUCUAUUCUAUUACGUUUAAUUUAAAAUCAGAGUGGGGCUGAUCUGGAGAUAUUUUAUAAUUCACUUUUGGAGUUGUAUGUUUGAAUUUUUUCCUCAGGAUCUUUUUUUUUUUUGUUUUGUCUUUUGAGUUUUUAAAACGUGAUAUUUUAUUGGUGUGACAUAUUGCACUGCCUCAUGUAUUUUUUAAAAAUCAUUUUGUUGUGUGUUUUGUCUCUGUUGCCUUGAAUUAUUGAAUACAAACGUGCUUUACCAUCA